Molecule: messenger RNA, 1275 nt
Organism: Solanum pennellii
Lineage: Eukaryota; Viridiplantae; Streptophyta; Magnoliopsida; Solanales; Solanaceae
Product: serine/threonine-protein kinase CTR1
Exons: 10
Biological process (GO): protein phosphorylation
Molecular function (GO): protein kinase activity; ATP binding
Source: RefSeq, a predicted model, not a curated record
AAAGAGCGUGUUGGCGCUGGUUCAUUUGGAACAGUACAUCGUGCUGAAUGGAAUGGAUCGGAUGUUGCAGUCAAGCUGCUUACCGUCCAGGAUUUUCAUGAUGAUCAGUUGAAGGAGUUUUUAAGGGAGGUUGCAAUCAUGAAACGCGUCCGUCAUCCAAAUGUGGUGUUGUUCAUGGGGGCUGUUACCAAACGCCCUCAUCUAUCAAUUGUGACUGAAUAUUUGCCCAGAGGAAGCCUCUACCGUCUGAUACACAGACCAGCUGCUGGGGAAUUGUUGGACCAGAGGAGACGUAUCCGUAUGGCUCUGGAUGUGGCCAAGGGUAUCAACUAUCUUCAUUGUCUGAGCCCACCCAUUGUGCAUUGGGAUCUGAAAUCUCCUAACUUGUUGGUUGAUAAAAAUUGGAAUGUAAAGGUGUGUGAUUUUGGUCUCUCAAGAUUUAAAGCUAAUACGUUCAUAUCAUCAAAAUCAGUUGCUGGAACUCCUGAAUGGAUGGCCCCCGAAUUUCUCCGUGGAGAACCCUCAAAUGAGAAGUCUGAUGUCUACAGCUUUGGUGUAAUAUUAUGGGAGCUUGUCACCAUGCAACAGCCUUGGAAUGGACUGAGCCCUGCGCAGGUAGUUGGUGCUGUAGCUUUCCAGAACAGGAGGCUGACUGUUCCACAGAACACUUCUCCAAUGUUGGCGUCUCUUAUGGAAGCCUGCUGGAAUGAUGACCCGGUACAACGGCCAUCCUUCGCUAGCAUUGUGGAUACAUUAAAGAAACUACUCAAGUCUCCGCUACAAUUGAUUCAGAUGGGAGGAACAAUGAAGAGUUAAGAUACUCUCCACUUAUCUAGGAGAAGAAUAAAUUCAUCAUAGUCCGGAGAUACAUAGUUUACGUAACGCUGACGAAAUCCACUCUCCACUUAUCUAGGAGAAGAAUAAAUUCAUCAUAGUCCGGAGAUACAUAGUUUGCGUAACGCUGACGAAAUCCGGUAAACUUUGCCCAACAACUGCAAAUAUGUUGGCUCUCUUCAACUUUUUGAAUGAUAAACAAGCCUCUGUUAGUUCCAGUUAUAGAUAAAGAGGCAUUUCUAAAGCUGUUUAAUUUCUUGCAAGAAACUAGUCUAAACUUUGUCAGCAACAAAUGUGAAAUUAUAAUUAUGUGGUAGUAUUUGGAGAAGUAUUUAUUCCCUGUAGAAGUCUAAGAUUAUGUAGCAUCCGGGGAAGUCUUUAUUCUAAUUGCAGCAAUAAUAAUAUAGAAAAGGUCAGUUAUUUAUGGUUUAUCUAUCUUUA